AAUUGCUCAGGAAAUCUGCACACUCUUGAGGCGACGCAGAAUCGCGACCGUGCGGCGCAAGGAUAAACCUGCAGAAGGGGGAGUUUUUGAUUGGCUGGGCAUGGGAGCAGGGUGGCGCGGGGGCCUCCGCCUGCACGUUGGCUUGGCCGCCUGCGUGUGGUAUCCGUUUCUGCUUCUUCGGCACUACGCUACCGAGUUCCCAACCAUCGUAUUUCGCACCUUAGCUCACCAGCAUUCAUUCCCGCCGUAGGAGGCUAUCUAUGUUUCGGGGGGUGUAGUCAUGCGGAGCGAAAGCAGUUAGUUGUGGAAUUUGGGGAGAGGGCUUACUUGUCGAAAGCGCUCCCCCUCCCGUGGUGUGGCACCGCUCGCUGCAUUUCGUUGGUAUUCGGUCGUUACUUGGCUCGGUGUGACGUGGAGCAGCCAAGCCGACAACAUUCAUUUUUACCAGUGGCGGGGUACGUCAUGCAUGCGUGUAUGCUGUCGAAGAUUCCACCUGAUUUGUCAUCGGUACAGUACCAUGUGUUUUUGAAAACUCGUGAGAUAUAUACAUUUUUUCUAAAGCAUGUGUGUGUUCGUUGUUUGAGAUCUGAGGAUAGUUGUAGGGCAGUUCGUGGGUUAGACGGCCGGGGCUGGGUGUUGUUUUCCUCUGCUGAGGAGGCCAGCGGGGUGAUUCUACGUAGCCCCGGUCUGGUGGGGUGCGUUGUUUCCUCUGCGCGAAGGGGGGGCGGAAUGCUGAUAAAUACAUGGUACAUCCUGUUUCGUCGUCUUUCGCUGGAGGUACCUUGUAUCUCUCGCUGCCGUUCUUGAGAUUGUAUUUAGCAAAAACAUGCUUUCUUUUGUU
Molecule: messenger RNA, 841 nt
Organism: Ectocarpus siliculosus
Lineage: Eukaryota; Phaeophyceae; Ectocarpales; Ectocarpaceae
Source: the annotation of a GenBank genome assembly